Lymnaea stagnalis (great pond snail) is the source of this 9944-nucleotide messenger RNA. The record is from the annotation of a GenBank genome assembly. NCBI's taxonomy places the organism in Eukaryota, Metazoa, Mollusca, Gastropoda, Lymnaeidae.
AUUCAGAAUCAUAUGCUUUUUUUUCUAACUUAGAUUAAGAGCGCAAAGAAAAUAAUAGGGCACGUUUCAUAAAUUAUAAUUGAAUCAAAAGUGUUUUUUCCCCUUAAAAUGUGCUACCUUUGUUACAAGUUUCCUGAAUAACAGAUUUGUUUUGUUUUUUUUGUUUUUUUUGUGUGUGUUUUUAAACAGGGCUGCCACUCACUUUUUUUAAAUUUCCCAAGAUUUGCUGAACAAAUUUCCCAAGAUUUCCCAAGAUCAUAUAAAUAUAUAAGAGUUUUUUUUUUUAAAGGGUUUUUUCUAUGUCAUUAAUGUAAUAACAGAUUAAAUUAAUGACCCUGAAAACAUGGUACAUUAAUGGACUGAAAUUUAUUGAAAAAGACAUUAAAAAAAUGUUUAUCACAUAAAAGAAACAAUUUGUUGUUUUUUUAAAAUAAUUUAUAAUCCAAAAUAUCAAGACCCACUGGAGUUAGGCUACUAAAUAUUACCUCCGAAUUCUCUGGUAAAAAUAUCAUCUACAAUACAUGUGUAAUAGAAGUCACUUGGAAACAAAGCUUAUAAUCAACACAGAAUUCCUUUUACAAGGGCAAAGGGUUCUUCAUCAAAAAAUGAUUUUUCUUAUUGUAAGUCUGUCGAUUAGAAGUGGGGUUUGCAAAGCAAUGAAGCAAAAUUUAUUAAUAAUAAUUGUAGUUAAAAUGGAUUGAUAUUAUUAUGAAAACAAUAAGUAUUUUUUUUCUUGUAAAUUUACAUUAUAACGAUUUUUUCAACAACAAAAAAAAAAUACCUUUAAAGGUAUUGUUCAUUUAUAAUCCUACAACGUAGGCCCAUACUUUUAAUAUCUUAGUACUUAGUUACCUGUGUUUCAAUCCACAAAUAUUUUUUUUCCAAUUGAUGAAAAUUAGACUGGAUUUUUUAUAGAUGCAUUACAUUUUGAACACAUUGUAGAAGUAAUUGAAAUAAUCAAAUUUUACUAUGGCAUCAUGGAGUCUUGAUUGAAGACUAUUGUUCACUCUUCGGCUUGUACUGUUUUUCGUAUGGUUACUAAUGUCUAAUAGCCUAAUGAUAAAGUUUCCGAGCCUACCCCUCUCCCCAUUUAAUAAAAAUUCAAAACCUGUAUGUAAUUUGUAAAUCUUAAUUUUUUUUUUAAAAAAGAAGAGAAAAUUGAAUUUUUCUUUAAUUAUUAACUUUUUAACAAUUCACAAUAAUAUUAACUUUAAUAUCAGAAGAGUUUUUAUUUAUUUGAUGAGUGGAUUUAAAAAUUAAAACCAGAGAAAAAAAAUAAAACAAUUAAUCUGUAGCCUUGUUACUUUAAAAAUUAUUUUGCUUUAUUUUCACUAUAUUUUGUAUCACAUAUUGUUGAGUUUUUUCAAAAAUGUAAUAAAAUUUCCCCCCCAGUUAAGAUUUCCCAAGAUUUUGCCUGAUUUUCAAAAUUAUUCCCCAGAUCCCAAGGGGGGUCGUGAAUUCCCAAGAUCUUGGGAAAUUUCCCAAGGUGUGGUAGCCCUUUUUUUAAAUACUUUGCGUUCAGUAUGCUAUGUGAUCCACAUAGGCUGCGGCCCACAUAGUUAAAAUUAAAAUGGGAGAUCAUUCCACUUUAAAUUCCAGUGAUGUCAAUAAUGCUAAUAUUAAUACUAGUAAUAGUGGUAGACUACCAGGUAGUUUCAGUUUGAGUGAACCUAGACACUGUGGAUGUAAAGGAAUUAGGACAUGCCGCCUGUGUGGAUACUCCAAGUCAAAGCAAAAUAUCAUUCAAACACCACUUUAUGGACUUGACUGCCAGGAUAAUAAUGAAAAGGUUUGCAGAGGCGUAACUUGUAAAUAACUUGUAUUAGUAUUACGUGACGUAGCCUACAUUAUAUUAUAUUAUAUAUGCAUCGGCAUCAUAUUCAUAAUGAAGAUGUCUGUCAUGAAUGGUCGUAAUCUACCACUUGAGCGUCUGUCAUGAAUGGUCGUAAUCUACCACUUGAGCGUCGGCCAAGAAAAAAUCCAGUUUUUCCGGUUGGAAGGGCUAUACUUACUGUACAGACUAUACAACUAUUCUUACAUUGGAGUCUGUUAAUAGUUUUGCUUCCGUAUAGAGGCUAUAAAGUUAUGUAGCACAAUACUAAUACAUUUAAAUACUUAUUACUAUUACUGCCAAGCUACCGAUAUGCCAGAAAGAAAGAGAGACAACAAUUAUUUUUUUUUUAUGCAGAUGACGCGGAUGUCCACACACAGAAUGUGGAAAACUUGAAUGCUCAGAAAGCAUAAACUGAAAAGACAGUUUGGCACAAGUCACAAGAAGCGCCUGUGAUCUUUCCCCUUCAUAUUUAAGUGGAUUCAUGUACCACAACCGUUUUCGUGGAAAUUAUAUUUUUUUAAACUUCAUUGUCAACUUGGGGGAUAACUAUGCAUCAUUCCAUUUUCACACAUUAUGUUCUAUUUCAAAAAAAUUGUUAUAGUUUUUCUAUUUAAAAAAAAUUGUCUAUUAUAAUGGGAAUGAAUACGUACAACCAAUGUCAUUAAAAAUAAUAUAAGAAUAGUUGUUUAAAUAGCCCUUCCAACCGGAACAGCUGAAUUUUUUCUUGGCCGACGCUCAAGUGGUAGAUUACCGAAUGGUCCAAGUUCAAUGCCAAUUCAUUAGAAUCAGAUUCAUACCCAAUAUAACUUGUCAAAAUUAUCUUUUUUAUUUUAAAUUAUUAUGUUAGGUAACUAAUAAUGCUAAACCUAUUGUCAUUGUCAGUAUUGUCUGUUGAGGCUACUGUCUGUAUGAGUAAUGCCAAUGGAUAAUUGACAACAUUGGCUGCCCCUGGGUAAAAAUAAGGAGGGGAAGAGGUUUUAGUUUUAAGUUUGUUAGAGUGGCUUUCAAAACUAAAAUUAUGUAUUUUAUUAUACUAUUGGCAUUGGUAAUCUACCACUUGAGCCUCGUCAAGAAAAAAUCCAGUUGCUCCAGUUGAAAGGUCUAUUUAAACAAUUAUUCUUAUAUUAUUUUUUAUGACAUUGCAACGGCCGAUUGUACAUAUUCAUUCCAGCACAUAUAGAAUUAAUACAAAUAAAACAAGACAAUUUUUAAAAAUAGAAAAACUAAAACAAUUUAAUUUUUGUUUUAAAAAGAAGAAUUUAAACAAUUUGAAAAUGGAAAUAUGCAUAGUUCUCCCCCAAGGUGACAAUUACUUUUUAAAAAAUAUAUUUUCCACAAAAACGGUUGCGGAACAUGAAUUCAUGUAAAUAUGAAGAGAAAAGUUUGCUGGUUGUGCCAAACUGUCAUUUCAAUUAGCGCUUUACGCGCAUCCACAUGUUUUCAACAUUCUGUCUGUGGACAUCAGCGUAAUCUCGAUCAACAAAAUUCCACCCAAGUGCUGAAUUAGGGCAUUUAGGGUCUGACGAAUUCUGGAGUAGUGUGGACAGCCGCCAUUUUUCUUCAUUUCAUAUCUGAUCUGUUUCAAACACUUCAUGCAUCUGCACUAUUGUAGUCUCUCCUCUUCUUCUUCCUGCCAUAUUGGUAGCUUAGUAAUUAUUUAAAUGUAUUGUGCUAAAUAACUUUAUACGGGAGCGAAACCAUUCACGGACACCAUUGUUAAAAUUUCCUUCAACCGCACCCAUCCCUGGUCGUCUUGACGUAGACUAGAGUCUUGCCACUGGAUAUGGUGGGCCCAGACGAGAGAGUGAGGUUGACACCGCGCAACUCUUCCUCACUUUAAACAAAAGUCACCCGCGCAAGUCAUCAGUCACCGGACAACUCGAUGGUCCUCGUCGAUCCUCGACGGACGGGCAAUAAUAAUAAAUUAUUAAAAUAGCCCUUCCAACCAGAACAACUGGACUUUUUCUUGGCCGACUCUCAAGUGGUAGAUUGUCAUACUAUUUUAGUAAUUUACAUACUUUUUGUUGUUUUACUGGAAAAACAAAUUCAAAUAGAAAUAAGUUUUAGGAUGGUAUAGGAAAGUAAAUGGUGAAGAGAUCGAUGUGAAAGGGAGGUGCAAGGGAGUGGGGAAGGCAAUGGACAUGUGAGUGAGAAAAACCAGUUUUUCUGAGAUGAGGACAUGAGAACUGUUAAGGGGAAGCCGUUGGGGAUAAUAAUAAUGUGGAGGGAGAGGAUAAAGAGUUUGAGGAAAUUUGGAAGGUGAGUGCCCAGAAAAUGUAGAGGUUGAGGCUGAGGUGCAGAGGUGUAAAUGAUGAGUGGGUGUGAGAGGAAAUGAGUCUAAGGCUAAAGGGUGAAGAGGGUAUGAGAAUUUUUACUUGCAGGUAUUGUAGAUAAAAUUGGUAAUAUUUUAUUUCAAUACAUAAUGUCAAAUUGGUGAAAUCGAUGAAAUCUUGCACUAUCAGAUUGGUGAAAUCGGUAAAAAGUAUAUAUGAUGAUAUCUUUCACUGUUGAUUUUUUCAUCAUAUAGUAUUAAAUAUAUGAAGUGAUGUUAAUAAUUAUGUAAAGUACAAAUUACUAUUAUUUUAAAAAAAUAAUAAAAGUUUACAAUUAAUUACAAUAAUAAGUAUAAGUCAUGGUCUAAAAUGUUCUUUCAAAUGUUUCAAUGUGCCGGUAAUAAUAAUACUUUAAAAAAUUAAGACAAAACUCAAGUAAACCAGUGCAUUUGAGUGUAUAUAAACGUAUAUCUAAAUUUUUAAAAAACUAUGUAUUUAAAAGCUCUCAAUGUAGAAACUAGUUUAACACUAGAAGUUAAUAAUUAAGAUAAUUUUAAAUACAUUUUUUUCCCCAAGCAUGUUUUUGUAAUUUCAGUCGAGGAAGGACAUAUUUUUGUACUGUGACAUGUGUAAAAAAGCUUGGAAGCCAACAGAUUUUGCUCAGCCUGCUUUUGGAACAGUCAUUACUUUACCCAAAACUGAUGCAGAACAGCUAAAAGUGCAUACGAAUGACCAAAAAAUAAUUGAAAACAAAAUGUCAAAUAUCAGCUACCCUAUAACAUCUAAAGUAAAGAUGUCAGACCAUGAAAGCCAAUGCAUGCAUAAUGAUUCAGUAGGUGCCAUUCAUCUUCAAGGAAUUUCAAUAAUAGAGAACUUUGUAUCUGAAGAGGAGGAAGCAUUCUUGGUGACCUCAAUAAAUGACACUAAUUUUGUCAACUCACAGUCAGGAAGAAGAAAACAGGUAUAUGCAUAUGUUUUUUAAAAUUAAAACGUAAUUUCAUAACUAUUUGCUAAACUCUGGCAUUAAAAAAAUCACUAAAAGCUAGAAAAGUUACCAUAAUGAAACAUGCGUAUUCUGUCCGUUCCCAAGACACACACUAAAACAUGGUGAAUGAUCUUUCUCUUUCUGCGCCCCCAAACAAUGGAAUUCUUUGCCACUACACAUAUGCAAUAUACCAACCACCCAGGCCUUCAAAACUGCACUCAAAACAUAUCUUUUUAAAUUAUACUACCCUGACUGAUUCCCCUCCUCUGAUAAAUGAUCUUACUGGCUGCCGUCCAUGGUUUGCCUUGUAAAAGUUAUGUGGUGGGGUGGGUGAAUAUACAUUGCUGUACUUUAUUUCAUAAAUGUAUUUUAUUUUAAUGUCAUGAUUAAUGUCUCUUUUGAUAAAAUUUUUAUGUACAGCGCGGUGAGCCAAGCCCUAGGCUGGAGUACCGCGCUAUAUAAGACCUCUUAUUAUUAUUAUUAUUAUCAGUACUAAAACCAAACAUAACAUUAUAUUAAUUUUUUUUGGAAAAGAGGAAUAAGAAGGCCACUCUUGCUGAAAUCAGUCUUAAAUAAAUUAUCUUCAAAUUUAACCCCCCCCCCCUUUUUUUUUCCUUUAUCACAAAAAUGAAAAUAAGUUAUAAUUUCAUCAUAAGUUAUAAGUUCCUUUAGAUCAGUUAUGACAGGGGUGUCAAACUCAAUUGCUCAGCGGGCCAAAACUCAAAUCACACGUAAGUUUACGGGCGAAACAGGAUAAACAUCCAAUAAGCUGAAAAUUAACAUUUGUUAAACUAAACAUUAAUUUAAAUUAAAACAGAAACAAAAUUUUAAUAAUAAGAAAAUCAUUGGCAUACCCAUUAUCGAAGUGAGAACACUCUCGGGUAGCAUAUCGUUCAGGAAGGUUGCUAAUUAGGGAAUUUGAUUUGCACUUUAUAUCGCAGGGCCAUUAAAAAUAUUUUUGCCUAAAAUUCUCUCUCGGGUCUGAUAUAAUUGUAUGCCGUGCCCGAUGAGUUUGACACUUGUGAGUUAUGAUAUCAAAACUUUAAUGGUUUUUGUAAUUUAAAAAAAAAAAAAAGUAUGCAAUCCCUUUACAAAAAUAAAUGUAAUACUUUGAUAUUUUCUGAUUGCACAUUAUCAAAAAACCUGGCAGAGUUGAACCUUGACUCCUGGUUAAAUUUGGCCUUCUAUAAUUCUCACUCUGUUGCAAGGGCUUUGUUUCGAGCAUCUUCUGUCUGUUUGACUUCCUCAUUCACUGUUGUUCGCUAGCUUGAUUUCCCAUUCGUUGAUUUCUAUGUUGGCUUUCUCAUAUUAUCGUAGCUGUAGUGAUAUGAUAAACAAUUUAAUUUUCAUUUUUAGAGUUUGAAUUUGCCUACAAAUGUAAUUUUUUUUCCUCGAAGGAUUUUGGACCAAAAGUGAACUUCAAGAAGCAAAAGAUAAAAUUAUCUAGCUUCAGUGGCCUGCCAGCAUACAGCCAAUUUCUUUACAAGCGAAUGAAAGCCAAUCCAUGUUUGAGGAACUUUGAGCCUAUAGAACUUUGUAAUUUAGAAUAUUGUAGUGAGAGGGGGGCUCACAUAGAUCCACACUUGGAUGAUGCAUGGCUAUGGGGUGAACGUCUCGUAACUCUAAACCUGCUUUCAGAAACUAUCUUGACCUUUACUUUGGACACAGACGCCCAUUUAGAAAUACAUGUUCCACUUCUGAGGCGAUCCUUGAUUAUUGUUUCUUCUGAAGCAAGAUAUAAAUGGAAACAUAGUAUUCACGAAGAGGACAUCACAGGAAAAAGAGUUGCCAUGACCUUCAGAGAAUUAUCAAAGGAGUUUUGCACUGGUGGUAGGCAUGAGGAGGAUGGGUUAAAAUUAUUAAAGAUUGCUCUGACAUUUCAAGGUAUGGCUGUCGGUACUUGAUCAGAUGAGGAAAAUAAAACUAUCAAAUUUGUUUGCUGAAACUCAAAACUCCUUCCGUUUUGACUGUUAAGAAAAUGUUCCUAGCAACUGAUUAAUCAAAAUUACAUUUAAAAGAUGUGAAUAAAUUAUUUCCCUGGAGAUUACUAACAGCAGAAGCCAACUAAUAAUUAUAAUUAAUGCAAUAGAAAAUUCAAAUUUUAAAAAAAAAAAUGUAAUUGAGACCAGGUGAAUUUUUGUAUGCAAAUGCAAGUUCUUUCAUUGGAUGGAGUACUGGUAUUGGAAAGCUGUCUAAAAUUAUCUGAUUAAUAUUCUUCACCCUUGGAGUUAAAAUAAAAUCAUUUAAAAUAAAAUCAUUUAAAAUAAAAUCAUUUAAAAUUAAUUAGAACAUCAAAUCUUUUUAUGAAGGAAAGUGAAAGAUAUGCAUGUUUUCAUUUGUUUUGUACCGUAACUAAAGUUACACUUGGCUUUAAGUGAGCCUCAAGGCCUUGAAAGUUGAAAGAAUGAUUUUAGUUGGGUUUACAUUUGCAUUUUAGAAAUAUAUGGGCGCCACUUUCACAAUCUCUAAAUAAUUAUAGACCUUAUGGUAUACAUUUGCGCUUUUGAUGGUUGGAAUAAAUGUAUAAGUUGCCAUGGGAACUAUUUUCAAGGAGAUGGAAAUCAAGUUUAAACAAGAUAAGCCUGCAUUUUUCUUUGGCCUUAGGUUCACAGUUCUUGGAUAUAUACAACUAGAAGUACCCAUGCUCAAUGCGCUUAGAGUUGGAAGUGAUAGUUGUAUAUAACUGUGCCAAUAUUAAUGCAUAAUUUGAAAAAAUUUAAGGUUUCCAGAAAUGGAAGACUUUGGGUGAUUAUCAUUGAAUCCUUUUAUUUACCAUUCAUUUUUAUUUUUUGACAUAGCUCACAGCAAUUUAAAAAAGAAAGACCUAAAUUUUUUUAAAAAGAGACAUUUAAAAGUUAAUAGGAUAUAUCUUAGUCUGUUGACAAAAUUUAGAUACAUAGUCAUGAUUUAAAAAAAUAAGUAAUAUAAUACAAGAAAGUGUGAGAAUAGUUGUUUUUAAUUUCAUAAUGGAAUGCUGGAUUGCAAAUAUUUUAAAAUCCUAAAAAUAUUGAAGUAAAAAUUUUAAAAAAUCAAUUUCUUUCUAAUAAGUUGUAACUUGAGAGGAAUGUUCAAUUUAAAACAUUAUAAUUAUAAGGCUUGUUCUUAAACUUAAAGACAGAGAACUGAGAAAGCAGAUCUUGGCAAUUUAUUAAAGGGGGGUGAAACAUUGUUAAAGGCAUUUCAUAAUUUAAAAAAAAAUCAAAGGCAAAUUAAUUCUUCAUUUAAAAAUUCUAUCAAAAGAUGAUGAUAUCAUAUUAUUAGUGUAAGACUGCUAAAACAAAAACUGCUACCAUUCAUCAUUUAAUGUUACAGGGAUGGUGUAAUGGAUAUCUCGAUUGUGCAGUAAAUAUACAUAUUUUGGUAAAUUGAGAAUAAUUUUUAAAUUAAUUUUCAUGCUACAAAAUUAAUUUUCAAGCAGCUUAAAUUUUUAUAUUUUAAAUCUGCAGCCAGAGGGGAAAAAAAUUAAUCAAUUUCUGUACCUGAAACAGUUAAACACUUAGAGAAAGUCCCCCAAAAUCAAAUAAAAAUGAAGAUCAUUUAAUCAUCAACAAGUCAUUUCUUAUUUCUUUACACAUGUAUGUAGAAAACCAUGAUGUAGGCCUUCAUUUAACUACCGGUAUUUGUCAGGGCUUUAUAAACUGAAAUGUUAAAAAUGUAUCACUAUUUUAAGUUGGCAGCUUUGUCACUUUGUGUGUCUGUAUUUUAAUAUUAGUACUGGGAAUUCUUACAUUUCCAAUGGCAAUAUUACAUUUAAGAAACAUAAAUAAAGACUUUAUUGACUUUCACAGAUGAAAUCCUUGUGUUUUCCCCCUAAGUGAAUACAGACCCUAUGGUACUAAAUAUUUUGUAAUACAUACAAAUUCAAUGGAAGCUUUUUCCCAUAGAUUGAAAAAAUAAUUUUGAGAAACAAAUAAAUUUUAAUUUUAUAGUAGAUAAUAAGUCUUGGAUUUUGCAUGCCGGUAGUCAAAAUUAAAAACAACUGUUUAAAAAAAUAGUGGUAUACAAAGUACAAUCAGUUAUUAAUAAUAGCCAAAAUAUUUUUCAUAUCAUGGGGGAAAAAAUCUUUUGCAAAAAGUGUUGAGAUAAAUAAAAAAUUACAAUGUCAAUAAAAAAAAAAGAGCAAAAUUACAAGAAGUAUCCUGGUUAUAUUAACAUUUUUUAAUUUCAAUUACAAGUAUUUACAACUUAAAUGAAAAUAAAAUUGGUGCCAACAUUUCUUUAUAUAAAAUGAAUAUCACAUUCUAUUAUUAGAGUGACAUGAACUCCUUACCAAUACCAGUGCCUAUUUAAAAUUCGAAGCCUUGGAACUGCGACCACUUGCAUUUUGCUUUGGAAAAUUGAACAUAAUUAAAAAUAAAUUAAUGCAACUAUUUCUAAAUAUUAAAGUAGUGUUAAAAUAGUUUAACCAUUAUAUUUCUAGCUCUACGAAAAUUUAUCUAUUCAUGGCGGCUAUAUCCGAUUAUAUGCUUUUUGGGAAAAUGAUAUCCAACUUCCCGGAAACAUCUAUCACUAUUCCUCCAGUAACCCAGCUAGGGGUGGAUAGAGGUGUGUUAAGUUUAUAAAAUACCACAGCCAAACCUUUGUUCAUGAGAAUGCUCCAGAAAAAGGGGGUUAAAGCUGCACAUAUGCUUUCCAUAGGAGAUGGGGUAAUAUAAAAAAAAACAGUUAUUUAAAAUUUUAACAGCAUUUAUUGCAACAUACAUUUUUGGUGACAUGUGACCACAGGAAGACUCAGGAAACCUCUUGGUGUUUCUCACAAUAAUUUUUUUUACAUAUUUUAAAACUAGAUUAAAACAGCAUCCACUCUUUCAAAAAUAUGUAUGACUCUUUGCAACAAGAUUUAUCUUUUGUA